AUGGAAUCACCCAGCACCCACAUAUCCAUGGAAAGCCCGGAAUCACCAUGGACACUCUCCCCUCUCCAAACCCCUUCUCCUUCACUGCUUUAUCACUGCAUAGCCUCGCUCCACCGCCACGACGGCAACAUAUAUUCCAUCGCAGUUUCUAAGGGACUAGUCUUCACCGGCUGUGAGAGUAACCGAAUUCGUGCAUGGAGGCAACCAGACGGCAUGGAGCGGGGAUGUCUUAAGGCUCCUUCCGGUCAGGUCCGGGCCAUUUUAGCAUAUGGUAACAUGCUAUUUACUACGCAUAAAGAUCACAAAAUCCGAGUGUGGAACUUCACGGUUUCAGAUAGCUUUCGGUGCAAGAAGGUCUCCUCCCUUCCUAGAAGAAGCUCAUUUCUUUUGUACCCAACCCAAAAACACAAGGAUUCUGUUUCUUGCAUUGCUUAUUACCAUGCAGAAGGGCUACUAUACACUGGCUCCUACGACAAAACAGUCAAGGCUUGGCGGAUUUCAGAUAAGAAAUGCGUGGACUCGUUUGUCGCGCAUGCAGAUAAUGUAAAUGCGAUAUUGGUGAACCAAGAUGAUGGGUGCGUUUUCACAUGCUCCUCUGAUGGGUCUGUUAAAAUAUGGAGAAGGGUAUACACAGAAAACUCUCACACCCUCACCAUGACUCUGAAAUUCCAGCCAUCCCCAGUUUAUACAUUAGGCUUAAGCAAGACAUCCUUCAACACUUUUUUCCUCUAUUCAGGGUCCUCAGACGGUAGCAUUCACUUUUGGGAGAAAGAAAAAAUGUGUUACAGAUUUAACCAUGGAGGAUUUUUACAGGGCCAUCGUUUCGCUGUUCUUUGCCUAGUGGCUAUUGAGAAGUUGAUAUUUAGCGGGUCAGAGGACACAACGAUUAGGAUUUGGAGGAGAGAGGAGGGGAGUUGUUUCCAUGAAUGUUUGGCCGUGAUGGAUGGACACAGAGGACCUGUGAGAUGCUUGGCUGUUUCUUUGGAGAUGGAAAAGGUUGUGAUGGGGUUUUUAGUGUAUAGUGCAAGCUUGGACCAAACUUUUAAGAUUUGGAGGGUUAAGGUUUUGCCUGAUGAGAAAAUCUGCUUUGAUUAUUUCGACCAAAGCGAUUCCACCAAGACAAUGGACUGUGAGACGAGCCCUGUGUUGUCUCCCUCGUGGGUAGAGAAGAAGCUUCAAGUUGACGACAUUCCCUAG
Molecule: messenger RNA, 1197 nt
Organism: Alnus glutinosa
Lineage: Eukaryota; Viridiplantae; Streptophyta; Magnoliopsida; Fagales; Betulaceae
Product: protein JINGUBANG-like
Exons: 1
Coding region: 1-1197 (398 amino acids)
Molecular function (GO): protein binding
Source: RefSeq, a predicted model, not a curated record